Messenger RNA from Epithele typhae, 930 nucleotides. RefSeq names its product alpha/beta-hydrolase. The transcript is spliced from 7 exons. The record is from RefSeq and is a predicted model, not a curated record. NCBI's taxonomy places the organism in Eukaryota, Fungi, Basidiomycota, Agaricomycetes, Polyporales, Epitheliaceae. The coding region runs from base 1 to 930 and encodes 309 amino acids. Gene Ontology annotation, cellular component: mitochondrion.
AUGCUCCUCCGGCAGUUUACUGCUGCCAGUCCGUCUGUUAGGACCGCGUUUCGCCGCAACGCUACUGCCACAUGGCAACAACUACGCCCAAAGUCCUCCGCUGUCACCCCAGUCGAGCUGCACUUCGACAAGGUUGUUGCACCAGAUGGAAAUGAAAAAGGGAAACCACUAGUGAUUAUCCAUGGACUUUUCGGGACGAAGCGGAAUUGGGGAUCACUGUCCAAGGCGUUUGCGAAGGACCUGGGGAGGCCGGUGUAUGCGCUGGACAUGCGCAACCAUGGAACCUCUCCACAUGCCGAGCCACAUUCAUACCUCGCUAUGGCCGCCGACGUCCUCCAUUUCCUUGACCGCCACAAGCUGACCAACAUCUCGCUCAUGGGACAUUCUAUGGGAGGAAAGGUCGCUAUGGCCGUUGCACUCGACCCCAGCCUCCCUUCCGACCUACUCUCAAACCUCGUGGUGGUUGACAUCGCACCCUCGGUUGGAUCGCUCUCUCCAGAGUUCCAGGGCUACAUCCAAGCCAUGCAGGAGAUUGAGGACCACGACGUCAUGUCUCGGAAAGAAGCGGCGAGCUUGCUCGAGCCGUACGAGCAGGAUCCCAUGACAUGUGCAUUCCUCCUCAUGAACUUAGAGCAUGCGGGCCCGCACCAUCCGAAGCCGCUCAAGUUCAAGAUUCCCAUAGGUCUGCUUGGCCGCUCAAUCCCGGAACUUGGCGGCUUCCCGUACACUCCAGGCGAGCGUACAUUUGAGAAGCCCACACUGUUUAUCAAGGGUUCGCGGAGCAAAUAUAUCAACCGACAUAACGUCGGUCUGGCGGAGGAGCUCUUCCCGAACAUGACGAUGAAAGAACUACCCACAGGACAUUGGGUACACUCAGAGAAGCCGAACGAGUUCAAAGCUAUGGUCACCGAGUUCUUAAAGGACAACUGA